This is a messenger RNA of Gasterosteus aculeatus aculeatus (three-spined stickleback), 2754 nucleotides long. The record is from RefSeq and is a predicted model, not a curated record. NCBI's taxonomy places the organism in Eukaryota, Metazoa, Chordata, Actinopteri, Perciformes, Gasterosteidae.
GUGAGGAAAUGAAGGCAAUGGUGGGUCGAGCAUCUGAGAGGAUUGCCAAAGUGCAGACAAGAAGAAGGGAACUCAAAGCCCUGAUUGAAGGUGAGUCUGAUCAACGCUUAAUGUGGUUUAUUGUGUCAUGCAGAAAGCACCAUUAAUGCAUAUUUGGAUUUUUUUACAGAUACUGAAAUCAAUAUUUAAAAAAAAAAUGAAAAUAUAUGUCAGCCAAUAUUCUUUAAAAACUAAUAACAAACAAUAUUUUUACACUACAAAACUAAUGAUUCCUGUGAUACUAAAUAUUCACUGAUUUAAUAUAGCUCCUUACUGGCCUACACAUAAUCCUGUGUGAUUUAAUCCACAACACCUUAUUUACACUUUUUUGAUUGUUUGUGACGUUGUGUGGUCUUGUGAUGUCCUUGGAGAGCGUCAGAAAGAAAAAAAGCCUGAAAAAAAAUCAUUAGAUAUGUUGUCCCCUAUUCUAGGUGGCAAGACCCCUCCAAAACAUUUGAAAAUGGUGAUGGUCGGAGCACAGUGGUCGGCCAAGAGCUCAGCGGGCAACACCAUUCUGAGAAAACAGGCUUUUGCUGUUGAUCACAACAGAACCACAAAAAUCUGUGAAAUGAGCCACAGCAUGGUGGCGGACAGGCUUCUCACAGUGGUCGACUCUCCCGGCUGGUACUACAACAACACCCUUCAUGACACCUGCAAGAUGGAUAAAGCUGAAAUAGAGAACAUAAUGCAUCUCUGCCCUCCCGGCCCCCACGCAGUGCUGCUCGUUGUCGGACUGGCUUCCGCGUUCAACGCAUCAUAUUGGCAAGCGGUCCAGCAGCACAUGCGUCUUUUCAAAGAUGAAGUGUGGAAUCACACCAUUGUGCUGUUCACUCGAGGCGACUGGCUGGGGAGGAAGACUGUGGAGGAGCGCAUAGAGAGUGAGGAAGGUCUGCAGUGGCUAGUGGAGAAGUGCGGAAACAUGUAUCACGUCCUGGAUAACACCAAGCGCGACGAUGAGGCGCAGGUGACGGAGCUCCUUGAGAAGAUUGAAGAGAUGUGGGCAGGAAACAAAGCUCCUCUUUACGAAGUGGACCUCGGCCGUGCAGAGGAGAUGGAGGCGAGGAAAACGGCCAAAGGCGCGAUGGCCAAACGGAUCAGGAAGACGAGCCAAAGACAAGACAGAAUACUAAGGGAGUUGUUUCGAGGGGAGAGGCAGUCAAUCACUGACGUGAGGGUUGUACUAGUUGGCAGAAAGGACUCUGGGAAGAGUAUGGUGGGAAACUGGAUCCUUUCUGAAGAGCUAUUUGACUCAACUUGGAUGAAGAAGGAAUUUCAAAAUCAGCGAGGAACCACAACGUGUGUAAAACAUGAAGGAAAUACAUCCGGAGUAAACUUCUCCGUUGUAGAGGCUCCAGGCUGGUCUAGAGAUUUGACGGUACCCGACAUGAUCAGGGAGGAAGUUAAGCGCGGCGUCUCUAUGUGUUCUCCGGGCCCCCACACUUUCCUCAUAGCGGUUCCCCUUUCCCAAUCCUUUACGAAGGCUGACUAUGAAGCAGUGGUUGAGGUCUUGACGCCAUUUGGUGAGAGAGUCUGGAGACACUGCAUGGUGAUGUUCACCUGGGCAGAAUGGCUCAAUAACAGAUCCAUUGAGGAGCACAUUGCCGCAGAAGGCAAAGCCCUCCGGAAGCUUGUGGAACAGUGUGGGUUCAGAUACCAUGCCGCCAGCGGCGCUCGUUUUGUCUAUCCAUUUCCAAUCAACGAGCUGUACCAGAAAAUGCUCGUCAUGAUGACACGAAACAAGGGCCACUACUUUGCCGCUGAAGUCAAAAAGAAGAAACCAAUGGCAAACUGGCAAGAGGAGUGGAACCGCAGGGAGCAGGAGCUGAUAGACCGGAUGUUGAAAGCUGUGGCGCAAGAACCUGACGAACCACUGCUGCCACCUGUGAAGAUGACAGCUAGCUCCAAUGGAGCCUUCCUCCCAAACUUUAGCAGAUACCGAGAUGUUUGGAGCCCAAAAGCACGCCACUGGGUAUCAGAAUGGCUGACUAUUGGAGCUGUGAACUCGGAGGGCACCUCUGGGAUUGGUAGCAUGACUGCGAGUUACGCUGGGAAGUUGGAAAAUGAUCCACUGAUGACUACGUUUUUUCACAGAAAAAGACGAAAUGAAGUUAGAUCCUCUCCACGGCAAAUUCUUCACCGACGCCCAACGGAGGCACUCUCUUUAAGCAAAACAGAAGUAGCAUACACAAGCAGGCAAAAUGUUAGGGUAAUGGGCCACACAAUACAGUAUAGGACACACAAUACAGUAUAGGACACACAAUAGGAAAGCACUGUUUGUCAAACACUGUGUAGAAAAUGUAUCCAAGUCUAGUUGUAUUACUUUCUCAUGUUUGGACAGCUGAUUGUCAGAUCUUUAAAGUGAUGUUUAAGGAAAAUAAUAAACUACUUCGAGCCUAGCUGUAUUAAAUGUUAUUGUGUUAAAUGUAUCAUGAAAACCUUGACUUACACACAAACGUAUCACCAUGUGUUUGGGCAGGUUUAUAAUGUAUUGGUUUAAAAUGCAGUAAAAAGGCUAAACAAGGAAUACAAAUAGAAGCUAUGGAAUAGUUCAAUUAUAUGGGGGAUAUAUAAAAUAAUCUAGAAAUGUAAUUAAUGAAUUAAAUUUGCAGUUUUGAUUAUUGUAUUAUUCAAUAAAUAUCUUUUAAAAAACAAAAUACAAGAUCAUUUUCGUCAUUCAUUUCUUUCUUCAUUUCAUUUUCUACAGAGUAGGACUAC